Capra hircus (goat) is the source of this 3624-nucleotide messenger RNA. It is a transcript of the gene FOXE3, whose product is annotated as forkhead box E3. Gene Ontology annotation, molecular function: DNA-binding transcription factor activity, RNA polymerase II-specific; RNA polymerase II cis-regulatory region sequence-specific DNA binding. The record is from RefSeq and is a predicted model, not a curated record. Bases 784 to 1731 code for a protein of 315 amino acids. The transcript has a single exon. Gene Ontology annotation, biological process: regulation of transcription by RNA polymerase II; cell differentiation; anatomical structure morphogenesis. Lineage: Eukaryota; Metazoa; Chordata; Mammalia; Artiodactyla; Bovidae.
CUCCGGUUCCCAAAUCUGCUGGCUGGAUUGCUUUUCACAAUUUUGUUUUUUCAAAGGUUACUGGCCUGGAUGGGACAAGGUUGUAGGGGAGAUAGCAGAGGGAGGAGAUGCUAACCCCAGAGCCAGGAAAUAUCCUCCCCUGACAAAGCCUGCCUCCUGCUCUUCCCUUCCCCCCAGCCUACCUUUCUCCAUUGUCUAAUGUCCUGGAGUGGGUUUGACACCUCUUUGACCAGCACAGCAUUAGGAUGCUGAGGGUUGGCAAGAUGGCUCUGGACGGCUCUCAUCUCUGCCCCAGCUGGGAUUGGAAGGACGCGAAGGGGUACUAGGAGAGACCGACAGAGGCUACAGGACUUAGCUGAGAGACGUAGGAUGGGGAGGGGGCCCAGAGAGUGCUCUGAAUGGAUGGAUUUGUGAUUGGCAUUGACCCAAAGGGGUGGAGGUUGAGGGAAGAGAGGAAAGGGAAGGGGGCUGACUGAGUCUGGUGUGAUGGGGUUUGGACCAGGGGCUGACCCAAUGGAGAUGGAGAAGGGAUGAGGCUGGGUCUGGGAAAGACUGACCCAAAGGGACAGAGCCAAGGGAGGGGUGAAAGGCUGGGGAUGGGGGAGAGAACUGUCAACCUUGUAAGAGGAUUGGGAAGGCAAAUUAGAGGGGGAGGCGCUGGCCAGCGGAGAAGGUCCGAGCCCUCGCCCCUGGCUGGGGGCACAGAGGGAGGGGGCCGUGUCCAUAUAAGGCAGGCCAGCGGCCCGGGUCUCUCCGAGAACGCGGGCAGCCCGCCGCAUUCCCAUGACUGGGCGCAGCGACAUGGAGCCGCCCGCAGCUUUCUCGGGCUUUCCGGCCCCGCCCUCGGUCGCGCCGUCGGGGCCGCCGCCGUCGCCGCUCGCCGGAGCCGAGCCCGGGCCGGAGCCCGCGGAGGCAGCGGCGGGCCGCGGGGAGCCGGAGCCCGCGCCGGCGCCCGGGCCGGGCCGGCGGCGGCGGCGGCCCCUGCAGCGCGGGAAGCCUCCCUACUCGUACAUCGCGCUCAUCGCCAUGGCGCUGGCGCACGCCCCCGGCCGCCGCCUCACGCUGGCCGCCAUCUACCGCUUCAUCACCGAGCGCUUCGCCUUCUACCGCGACAGCCCGCGCAAGUGGCAGAACAGCAUCCGCCACAACCUCACGCUCAACGACUGCUUCGUCAAGGUGCCCCGCGAGCCGGGCAACCCGGGCAAGGGCAACUACUGGACGCUCGACCCGGCGGCCGCCGACAUGUUCGACAACGGCAGCUUCCUGCGGCGCCGCAAGCGCUUCAAGCGCGCCGAGCUGCCGGUGCUCCCGGCCCCGCCGCCGGCCGCCGGCCCGCCGCCCUUCCCCUACGCGCCCUACGCGCCCGGCCCGGGGCCCGCGCUGCUCGCGCCGCCGCCCCCCGCCGCCCCCGGCUCCGCGCCGCCCGCGCGCCUCUUCAGCGUCGACAGCCUGGUGAGCCUGCCGCCCGAGCUGGCGGGGCUGGGCGCCCCCGAGCCGCCCUGCUGCGCGGCCCCCGACGCCGCCUUCUCGCCCUGCACCGCCUCCCCGCCGCUCUACUCACCGCCGCCCGACCGCCUGGGGCUGCCCGCGACGCGCCCCGGCCCCGGCCCGCUGCCAGCCGAGCCGCUGCUGGCCUUGGCAGGGCCGGGAACCGCGCUCGGCCCGCUCGGCCCGGGGGAGGCCUACCUGCGGCCGCCGGGCUACGCGCCUGGGUUGGAGCGCUACCUGUGAGCCCCCUUCCCAUCGGCGGGGGGCGGCCCGGGCUCCUCUUCCCCAGGAAGGGGCACUGCCUGGGAGCCCCAGUCUCUGUACCCGUGCCUUAGAGCGCACCUCGGAGCUCCCCAGCUCUGCCUCGUGGACUGAGCACAGCUGUUUCACCCGCCGCUGUCCCUCAUCCCUGGGGAACCUCGCACCAUCUCUCCACUGGACUUAACCCCCCAUCCCCCAUCCCGAAUUGUAAGGCCCGCAUUUCUUCUCCCUCCACUGUGAGCCCUCAUCUGUGCACGCCCCCGACCCCUGCACUAUUUUGGGUCCCAUGUCUGGGGAUCCUGGAGAACCACCUGUGAGCCCCCACCUCGAAUUUCUGGUGAAUUUCAAGCCUUUGGAAGUCAGACCUUCGAUCUCAAACCGCCUCCCAACUGGUCUUUAACGUCCCCUGGGUGUUUUGUUUGUUUUUUAAUAACACAUUAGAGGCCAGACUCCUAGGUCUGUGACUCCCUGGCCGUUGUCCCUUCAUUCCCCCCACAAGCUUGUCCCCGACUUCCACUUACCUGUCCGUUCCGUUUCCUACUGAGAGAGCACUCCCCUUUGACACAGACUGGAACCUGGCUGGGCUCCUCCAGACCCCAGGACAGCUCUUCAUUUCUGAGACAAGCAACACCAAGGGCUCCUUGACUUCAGGAGGAGUUAGUAGGCUGCCCCAUCAUCUGAAAAACUUGAGACUUACUAGAUUAUUAUUAUUUUUAAUUAAAACUAGUUUAAUUAAAAAGAAGAAACUUUCCUCUGGGCUUGGUGUGCUGGCUGGUGACUUGGGGAAGUGGUCUGGGGAGACAGUAGGGGAGUUCUGUUCAGGAUCUUGGGUUGCCACAUGGGGUGAGCCCCUUGUGAGUUACCAGGCAAAGGUUCAUGAAGUAGGAUUAGGAUGUGAUUCAGCCAUAGCUGUGCUCAUAGUAGGCCUGAUGAAAUGCCAUCCAUCACCUGCUGCAGAAGCUGGUAGAGAUGGGGCAUGCAGGUGAGUGUAUUUGGCCAGCGGGUUUGUCUGCUGUGUGGGAUUAUUCCCAGCUCCCAUAGAUAAGGGAGCAAUGGCUACUCCAAAAAGCACUCACUGAAUGUGCCAAGCAUUGGGAAUAUAAUCACUAAACAAAUGGGCAAGAUCCAUGCUUUGAGCUUAUGGGUCAGUGAGGAAGAGACAUUAUCAAUCACUUCUCAGAGAAAUGAAACAAGUGCCCUACAGCCUUCCACUCAAACUGUGGUCCAGGUACCUGGGAGCUUGGUAGAAAUGCAGAAUCUUAACUCAGACCCACUGAAUCAUCGGUUUCCACAGUUUAACAAAAUUCCAGGGUGAUUAGCAUACACAGUAUUCUGGACUAAAGGCACCGUGCCAAGGCUAGGGCUGAGUUUAAAAGGCUACUUCUACUUUAAGGAGUAGGACCAGGCUGCAGAACCAUACAUGCCCUGCUGAACUUCUGGAGCUGGAUUCUGCACCCUGUCUUAACUCCCCUGCUGAAAUGGGAGCUGGGCAGCAGGGACUUGAGCUGAUUCAUCUCUGUCCCCAGCACCAAGGACAGGGCAGCACUGAGCAUUCAGAAGUUGCAGGAGAGGGAGGGAGUUGGCCUUUGACCCUGUCCUGCUUUUUGGUGCUGAUCCAAACGCUAAGCGUCAGGCUUUUCCCAGCUCCUUUGCCCCAGGGCUCUCAGUCUACUAGGGUCUGCAUUAGGUGUGGGGAAGGGCGGGGGAGGGGAUCAGUGUGUCUGAGCCCAGGGUGAACGUGAUUUGCAUGUUGGACGUUCCUGAUCCAAGAGUUUAAAGCUCUGGGGGCAGCGAUGGAGGGCGACCACAGAGAGUAAGCAGCUCAUAGAGGAGAAAGUGAAAGUGAAGUCGCUCAGUCGUGUCCGACUCUUUGCG